Agrilus planipennis (emerald ash borer) is the source of this 2574-nucleotide messenger RNA. Its product is annotated as kynurenine formamidase. NCBI's taxonomy places the organism in Eukaryota, Metazoa, Arthropoda, Insecta, Coleoptera, Buprestidae. The transcript is spliced from 6 exons. Bases 1547 to 2512 code for a protein of 321 amino acids. The record is from RefSeq and is a predicted model, not a curated record.
AAAUGAGAAUUAUAGCCUAUUUAGGACCUAGAGGAAGUACUUCUGGAUGAAUGUCUUCCUGUCCCCAUGUCACAGUUUAAAGAUUCUAUACAGUAAGUUUACUUGCCAGUCACACCCAUACGUUCCUCCUCUGUCGCUGCUUCAUCCAGGCAGGAGUGAAUCUACUGUAUAGAAUCUUUAUAGUGUGUCUAUGUCAUGUGCCAAAUACAGGCCGUAACGAUGGACUACUAUAUAGGCCUGUAGACUGGACAGAGAUAUAAAUUCGUCCGGUAUAAACGUAUUGACUUACCAUAUACCAUGUCAGCGGCUGUUGCUUUCACCGAGGGGCAUGGCCUAGAGUUUUAGACCACUGCUUAGCAUUCGGGAGGACGCCGGUUCGAUUCCGGGUGCAUAUGCCAUGGUCCGAGUUUUUCUAUAGUUGAUGCUGUCCAAAUUCGGGUUCAAAGGCCAUCGUCGGUUAGAGUUGCUUCCUAACGUUCCGCUUGACGCGCUUGGAAGAAGCUUCAGAGAUCCUUCCAUUUCCGAUUGGACUCAGUCCACAUCUAGCAUCGGAAAUGGAGGCGACCUUUAGACCCGAACCAAGACAUCAGCAGUUCACCUACUGGCGACGAAAGUUGUUGCCAAUUGGUCGAUGUCGGUUGUUAUUUUAAGAACAUUAUGUUGUAACAAUUUACGUAAAAGCGUAGUUCUGUGCCUCCAUUUAUUUUUGAGAUAUACUUUUUCUUCCAAAAUGGUGAAUCUUAACAAAACGCCACUAAUUACAUCUCAUCAAAAUAAUAGCUAGAAUUAGAUUCUUCCCACAGUACUGACUCAGGCAUUCCAGCAGCUUGGAAAGAAAACCUAAAAGCACCAAUUGGGUGUUUCACUCCAAUCAGCCAGUAAUGCUGGUCGGCGGGCAGUCCCUCCGGACUACUCUGAAAUGUAGGGCAUGAAGACUCUCUUCAGCCUUCUUUCAGAAAUAGUGGGAAUGGGUGGGUGGUAGUUCUGGUGAGAAAAAUUAGAUGGAUGAAAUGAAGACAGAAGAUAAUGAAGGAUUAUCUCGGGAAUUUUACUGCCCCAGCAUUUGCUUAAGUGAUCCAGGGAAACCAUAGAAAAAAUUGGACCAUGGCAGAAUAGAAAUGGCUUAAUUAAUGUUUUUCGUUUUAAUUUACAAAAUCCUUAUAAAUAAUCUUCAUAAAAACCUUAACGUAUAAUUUUACUACAAAACGUUCAAUUUUUUUUAAUAGAACUGUAGGUACACCACGGUUUCGUGUAAGAUGAUCCAUACAAAUGCUAAUCGAUAACAUUGUAACCUUAUCUGCUUCAAAGGUUUUGUAGUCUUUUCACUGUUUCUGUAUUACCUAACAGAUUUUUCACUCCAGUAAGCAGUUACUAAUUUUCGUAAUCAAUACGUUUUCUUAAUACCACAAAAUUAGAUCACAGGCAAUAUUUGCACAAGUGUUUUAACGUAAUACUUUUAUUUCGAUACGUAUUACGUAAAUAUCCUACUUUUUACGUUUUUUGAUAAGUAGAUGCAAGCUUAAAUGCCCAUGGAAAUUAUAGAACCAUGGAGGAUAAUGUUGCAAAACUGGAAUAUCAAUAUUCCCCAAGUAGAUGGUCCAAAAGAUGUGGUGCCGACGAAAUUAUAAAACGCCAUGUCGAGUUUGCCACUAAAGAGAGUGAGAACAAUAAAAACGAAAUCCAAUGCGAACUAAAUGUAGCCUAUGGCAAUUCUUUGGGGGAAAAAUACGACAUCUUCGGGACAGAUUUGCCUAAAGAGGCGCCUAUAUUAAUUUAUGUACACGGUGGAUUCUGGCAAGAACUGAGCAGAAAUAUUUCAAGUUAUCUAGUGAAACCAUUUCAUAAAAAUGGGAUUAAAGUGAUUAUUUUAGGAUAUGAUUUAUGUCCUAAUGUAACUUUACCAGAAUUGAUUAAAGAGAUAAGAAAAGGUUUCGACAAAUGUCUGGAAUAUGCAGUUACCAAUAAGUCUGUGGGCGUUUCUCUUGCAGGUCAUUCCGCCGGGGCUCAUUUGGUAUCUAGUUUAUUCAUGAACAUUUCCGAACACAUUGAACAACACGAGCGUAUAGUGAAAACGGUUUUCUUGUUCAGCGGCAUCUACAAUUUAGUACCAUUAGUUGGUACAUACAUUAACAUUCCACUAAAAUUGGACAGUGAAGCAGCAAUGAAGUUAAGCCCUCUACAACACGGAAUUGCAUGGGGAGAGAAUGUUAAAUUCUUCGUACUCGUCGGAGAAUAUGAAAGCAGCGAGUUCCAUAAACAGAGUAAAUUAUAUCAUGAAAAACUCAAGAAAUUGGAAUAUGAAACGAGACUGGUAGUAGUUGAUGGAGUUGACCAUUUCGAUAUUGUGGAACGACUGAGUGAACAGUCAUUUUUAAUCACCAGUUUGAUGCUACAGGAAAUAAGAGAUCGUCUUAAUAUCCUGGUAGAGACUGGAAUUAUCUUGAAAGAAAAAGGAUACUCUGAUUCCACAUCUGCAUGUAUGUUGCCUUUCGUUACCCUUUGCAUCGUCUAAAUAUCCUGGUAGAGUCUGGAACUAUCUUGAAAGAAAAAGAAUACUCUGUUUCCACAUCUGCA